AUCCUAUUCCAAAACCAGAGGGGGAGGGGAACAUUUUCUUUCAGAUGGUCAAAGGUCAUUGACCCUGCACUAAAACACUAUAAAUUGUAUCUCGGCAACAACAUAUGGUACAUGUAUGAUCUUGGUGUCAAAAUGCUCACAAUUGCAUUGGAAGUAGAAAAAAAUUAAGUUCUUGUGAUAUUGGAUAACAAAUUUAAUUUCCUGUGAUAUAGCAUAACAAAUUGACCGCCACAUAUGACCUCAAAGGUCAAAGGUCAUUAUUCGGAGCACCAUAUUAAAUCCAAAAACAACCACCCCAGAUAUAUACAUAUAACUCGAAGCAUGAAUGAGGUCUUUGUUUCUAGAGUGAUUAAUCAAAAACCUACUGAGAUAGGCCACCCUAGAUAAUAUAAACAACAUGAAUGUGUCGAUGAGGUCUUUGCUUCUGGAGUGAUUACUCAUAAAACCUAGUUUGCCUACAUGUACUAGCUGGACUAGUAACCCCAGUGAAAUGAGAUGUCCCAAAAGUUUCUUAUUAUUAAGGAGAGGAGUUUGGUGCUCCUUGCAGCGAGUCUGUUAUACAGCAGGGAAAGUGAUGUCGGCUGUAAUUAAGAACCAGUGGCAUCGCAUAGAAUUAUUGACUGCUUUCAUUUGAACAGUCAAGACUUAACUUUGGAACAAUACUGUCAAAUAACAAAAUUACCAAGAUGGAUAUAUGUGAAAUAUGUAGUGAGGAUUUUUCAGAAGUAGAAAAGCUACAGAGGUUGUACAGAAAGGGAUAUGAUAGUCUAAUAAAGCAGUGUAGACGUAUCAACGACUCUUCAUUAUUAGAGCGAUUGGAAACAAAAUGGACUAGCAACACUCCUAUGACAGUCCAUCGUAGAUGCCGAAGUCUUUUCUUGCAAAAGGAGCCAGAUGUUGAGGAGCAAGAUCAUGCGCCACGACAAAAGCGACAAAAGGUGUCUCAAGCUGUAAAUGAUGACAAAGAUCAUGGUAAGAUAGAGUAAUUUCUUACUUGAUUCAUGUAAAUUUCUUUAACAUUCCAAGCCCAUACCUGUUUAUAUUAUUAUGUGUGAAUUUUGAAUGUUUGAGCUUUGAAGUUAGUAUGGUGAUUUCAUGGGAUGGCAGCUAACUUUGUCUUUAUAAUAUUUUCAGGCCAGGGCUCUACUCGAUUUCCGUACAGUGAAAGAUGUUUCAUAUGCAAUGAGGACAUCAAUUUUGAUGAAAGACAUCCUAGUAGACAGCAAACCAUACAUCGAGCAUCAACUAUCACGCUCAAGAAAUCACUUCUGAGAAUCGCAAGUGAAAGAAAAGAUAGUAUUGGAAUGGCUGUGAAAGGACGCUUGGAAGGCAUGGCAGAUCUUGUAGCGGAAGAGGCUGUCUAUCAUAAUAAAUGCUACUGUUCCAUGUAUAAUGUUCCAGGGCAAAGUAAUAAACCAGGCAGGCCUGUAGAUAGUUGCAAGGAAAAUGCCUUCUACCAGCUUUGCGGAUGGAUUGACAGUGAAAUGGAAAGCGGUGUGUAUUCAGUAGCUCAACUGCAUGAACAGAUGAAAGCAAUAGUAGGUGAUGAAAUCCCAGUGUAUCAUGAGAGAUACUUGAAAGAAGCACUUGAGAGGUACUAUGGUGAUAGUAUAUUCAUCACUAACCAAGAACGUAAGAAGGAUGUUGUCUGCUUUAGAAGCUGCACAGCAAGCAUCAUCAGAGACUACCAUGAGAUGAAAACUGAUGAUGAAGAUGCAAAGAAAAGAGCCAUCAUCAAAACAGCGGCUUCACUGAUUAUCAAUGACAUCAAGUGCCUUAAUUUCAACAAAGAUGACUUUCCUUCGCUCAAAGAAAUGACAUCAAUAUAUGAGCUGCCAGAUUCUCUUGAACUGAUGUUAACAUGCUUAAUGCCUCAUUCAUUUGUUAGACGAAAUGUUGCAGGGCAGAAUAUCAUAUCUUCACAACGCCCAAGAUCAUCAAAGAUGCCUUUCCAGCUUGGCAUGAGCUUAUACCUUGAUCACAAGUUUGGUUCAAAUAAGCUGAUUGACGUCAUGCACAGGCUGGGUGUAUGUGAAAGUCAAAAAGAGACAGUGAACUACAAGUACACGUACAUUGACUUGACUAAUAACACAAAUGCAGCAUCAAUGGCAGUCCUUGAGAAGCAGGUAGAGCAACACAUUGGUGACAACAUGGAUCAUGAUUUGAUUACAUUAGAUGGAAAGUCAGGUUUUCAUGCCAUGGGGCAGAUCAAAGUUACCACUCCAGAAAAUGCCAAUGCACUUGAAGUUGAUGAGAAUAGGAAGCUGCAGAGGAAGCCAAUCGUGAAGAGUAAUACUCUGGCAAAUAUGGAAGGUCUGCAAAACUACGUGCCUCAACGAACAAAUGCUCUACUGGACACAAAACUCAUUAAGUAUGAAGAGCUUCAGCACAAAAUACCAGAAAGAUCCAUUCCUACAGAUGCAUCUGUCAUAGACUGGUACAAUGGAUGGGUAGAGGGAAGAACUGUUCAUCCUAACUUCAUGGGGUUCAUGCAUCAGAAAUACAACGGACUAGCAUUGAAAUCCUCCAUUGAGUUUCUGCGCAUCAUCAAUGCGAAUCCAAAUGACAUGCAGACAAUAUACACCACCAUCAUGAAAGCCAUUAAAGGAACAUACCAAUCCCCAGCAAUAAUAACAUUUGAUUUGCCGCUGUUCAUCAAGGCAUCUCAAAUUGUUAAGGAGCAGAAGUUAGACGUUGUUGUGAGGCUUGGAGGAUUUCACUUCCUGAAGAGUUACCUUGGUUGCAUUGGCUACAUCAUGGAAGGCAGUGGUUUGGCAGAAGCCAUGGAAGUAGUCUAUGGACCUAAUACAGUCAAGUACAUCCUGAAAGGUGCAGCAUACUCAAAGGCUCUGAGAGCGCACUUCUUAACAGAUGCUGCGCUGGUACAACACAUGAUGGGUGAAAGUGACAGCGAAAGUCUUGAUGAGAGACUCAAGGACUUGCAACAAAUGUCAAGAACUGCAAAGCUGUGGGUUCUGUACCACCAACUUGUAAGAACAGCGCAAGAUUUCAUACUAGCAGAAAGACUCCAUGAUUGGCACGGACAUCUGAAUGCCGUUUCUAAGAUGAUUGGUAUAUUUGCCGCAGCUGGACAUGGGCAGUACGCCAAAUUUGGACGCAUGUACUUGCAAGAGAUGCUUAGACUUCCAGAAGAUUAUCCUCGGGUGUAUGAAGCUUUCAUGGAGGGAAAUCACACAACACGUUACAGCGAUGAGCAAUUUUCUGGACAAUUUUCUGACCAGACAAUCGAAGAAACACUUAUGCGGAAAGCCAAGUCAAAUGGAGGCUUAACAAGAGGAAGAAUGCGUAACGAGAACUCUGUGAAAGUAUGGGCUGGCACGUUUUCACAUCUCAAGCUUCUGGGGGACCUGAUGGAAGAAAUGAUUGGUGGAAAGCGGAGUAAGAGGACCCACACAGACCUUGGGGCAAAGCGUCUAGAGAAAGACAGCCAGUACGUCAAGUCCAUAUCUGCAUGGUUUUCAACUCAUAACCCCUUCAUAGAGGUAAAAGACCCCAACACCAUUACUUCGCUGUCGAGUGGAGUAAUAACUACCGACAAGGCAGUUGUCAACUGCGAUGAUGCAGUGAGGAUAGGCCAUGAAAUGCAAGCGGAUCUUGAUAAUGAGUCACCAGUUAAGAGCAUAAGGACGUCAAAGAAAUGCAAAAAUCUGGCUGACCUUCAGAAGAAAGUAAAGGUAGGCGACAAGAAGAUCUACAUCGAAAAGACCCUUCUUUUCAAUAGAUUGAUUAUCAUGGCAGAGAGAGAUGAAGGGAUUGAACACAUAUUCAAAUUUGAGCUGACCCCGGUCCCAACAUCUCUCUUCACAAUGGAUCGCAUGAUGAGGAAACCCAAAAAGCAUGAAUUUGGCAAGAUGCUCAAAGAAGCAGCUACAAAACUUGACUUUGAUAUAGACAACAAGAUGCAUGUUGUUGAUGGAGGGUGGCUACUUCAUCAGGUAAAGUGGUCCAGUGGUGCAACCAUCAAGACUAUAGUCGAUACAUAUGUCAGGUAUGUUCAAAACAAAUUCAAAGAUGCUACUGUAGUGUUUGACGGCUACGGGGAAGAAUCGUCAACAAAAGAUCAUGAACAUAUGCGCCGGAUGGCUGGGAAGAAGAUUUCUCCGGACAUGAGCGUCACACCGGAAUUGACCAUAUCAUGUGACAGAGAGGUUUUCCUGGCAAAUGAGAAGAGCAAAGGAGCCUUAAUCACGAUGAUAUCUGCAGAGAUGGCAAGCCGCAAUAUCACUGUACGCCAAGCAAAAGAUGAUGGUGACACUCUGAUUGUUAAGUCUGCGAUGGACUUGGUCGAAAGUGUUAAUUCCCCAGUUGUUGUUGUCGCCCAGGACACUGAUAUUUUGAUAUUGCUCUGCUAUCAUAGGCCUGUCAACUGUACUAACUUAUAUUUACAAGCAGACUUUGAUGGUCUUUACGACAUCUCUAGCAUAGACAUCGGAGACCAAGAAGAGUUCCUCUUCAAAUAUGGCUGGUCUGGAAACGACACUGUUUCAUGCAUUCAUGGACAUACCAAAUGUGCUCUCUACAAAUGCAAAUUUCCUGCCAGUGUCAUUACUGCAUUCACAAGUAACACUUCAACAGACUCCACAGUUCGAACAGCUGGGUUAAGAGCGAUGCAGAUCACAUAUGGCUGUGGGGAUACUCCCCUUGAAAAAUCUCGCUAUUUGAAGUUCAAGAAGCAAGCAGCCAAGGGCAAAAUCGAUCCUGACCGCCUUCCACCAACGGAAGAUGCAACAGCUCAACAUUCCCUUCGUGUCCAUCUUCAAGUUGUGGUAUGGAAGCAUCUGGACACCGCUAUUCUUGAUCCGAAAGGAAGAGGAUGGGAGUUAGAUUCAAACAGAAAACUCAGACCAAAGAUGCUGUCUGUUGGUAUCGCGCCAGACAACCUUCUGAAAGGGAUUUGUUGCAACUGCAAAGAAGGGGAGAGGCAGUGUCAAACCAUGAAAUGCAGCUGCAUGAAAGCUGGCAUGUCAUGUGUAUCUGCAUGUGGAGUGUGCUGUGGACAUUGCUCUAAUGGAACAGAUAGCAUAGAUGCAGAAGAAGUUAUUGGUAGCGAUGAAGAGGAAACAGACUGAGUAUUAUUAAUUUAUAUAGUGUUGCCGAUAUAGUUAUUGUAAGUUCUAAGUUGUGAGUAGUAUUCUGCAAAUUGUUGAUUAUAAAUGCACAUAUACUCUACAUAUACUUUGUGUAUACAAACUAUUUGACACUAAUAAACUUUAACCCCCCCCCCCCCCUGCUCAUUUUGACUUUUUACCUCGUAUUUUGGUGGUGAAGAAUCCAUUUCAUAUAUUGUUUGUCUCCUAGUAUAAUUCUGUGCAUUUUGACACCAAGAUCAUCUAGGCCUAUGUAAAACAUGCUGUUGCGGAGAUACAAUUUAUAGUGUUUAAGUGCAGGGUCAAUGACAUUUGACCCUCAGAAAGGAAUUGUUCCCCUCCCCCUCUGGUCUCUGAAUAAAUAAUAACCCCCAUCCCCGCCACAAUAAGUUCAAAUUAGCCUAUUUGAUUUGUUUGUGCUCAUUUAUAUUAUAUAUGGUAAUUUUCCGGUCACUAAUAUGACAUUUUAGUGAUAAAACGUCUAUUUUUGACCUUUGACCUCAUUUUCGGAGGUCAGGAUUUUAAUCUAUGGGUCAGUAGUUAUUCUAUGUCAUCUUCUUUUGUAAUUCUGUGCAUUUUGACACCAAGAUC
Strongylocentrotus purpuratus (purple sea urchin) is the source of this 5699-nucleotide messenger RNA. RefSeq lists its product as uncharacterized. The record is from RefSeq and is a predicted model, not a curated record. The transcript is spliced from 4 exons. Lineage: Eukaryota; Metazoa; Echinodermata; Echinoidea; Camarodonta; Strongylocentrotidae. The coding region runs from base 1101 to 5090 and encodes 1329 amino acids.